GACAGACAGACGGACGCAGGGAGGGCCGGACACAAGGACAGACAGGGGGACGGGCAGGGCCCAGCAGGGACAGACGGACACAGGUGGGCCUGACGCCCCCGGCCAGCUGCAGGCUCCAUGGAGGGGACGGUCCCCCCUCGGGCGGCGUACCGGGCGGCCAUGGUGCUGAGCGGGGCGGGCGACGCGCUGGGCUACCGGAACCAGCGCUGGGAGUACUGCCCCUCGGGCCCCCAGAUCCACGCCGAGCUGGCCCAGCUGGGGGGAUUGGGGGGCAUCCAGGCCGCGCCCCCCGACUGGCCCGUCAGCGAUGACACCGUCCUGCACCUGGCGACCGCGGAGGCCCUGGCCACCGGACUGGAGGGGGAGGCGUUGCUGCAGGAGCUGGCGCGAGGCUACGUGGCAGCGAUGGGCGACAUGGAAGGCAGGAAACCCGGCCCCACCAGCAUCCUGGGGACGUCCCAGCUGCGCCCGGGCGAGCCGGCCGGGUACCGGAUCCCCUUCAACCCCAGUGCCACCGGCUGCGGGGCCGCCAUGCGCUCCAUGGCCAUCGGGCUCAGGUACCCGCGUCCCACAGAGCUGCCGACCCUGAUCCGGAUCAGCGUGGAGAGCGGGCGCAUGACGCACCAUCACCCCACAGGGUACCUGGGGGCGCUGGCCUCGGCCCUGUUCACGGCCUAUGCGGUGCGGGGACUCUCCCUGGCGCAGUGGGGGGCCGGCCUGCUGCAGACGCUGCCCCUGGCCCAAACCUACGUGCGGGACGCGGGCAUCGACACCCAGCCCAACCUGGAUGCCUGGGGGUACUUCCCCCAGAAAUGGACCUGGUAUCUGGCUGAGCGGGGCCUGGCCGAAGGACAUGGCCCCCCCCGGUUCCCCUCCCCCUACGGCCCGGCGGAGCGGGACGGGGUCUACCAGACCUUCAGCCUGGAGGGCUGGGCGGGGCGCAGCGGGCACGACGCCCCCAUGAUCGCCUACGACGCGCUGCUGGGCGCUGGUGACCGCUGGGACGAGCUCUGCAGCCGGGCCAUGUUCCACGGGGGAGACAGCGACUCGACGGGCGUCAUUGCGGGGUGCUGCUGGGGGCUGGCGCACGGGCUGGCCGGGGUCCCCGAGGGGAAUCACCGACACUUGGAGUACCGGCACCGCAUGGAGGCAGCCGCCGACCGGAUCCAUGCCCUGGCCUGGGGGGGAGAGCGCCCCGUGAGCGGGGGGACCCCGCUCUGCCCGGACACCUGGGUUCCUUCUUAUCCCCACCACCCUGGCCUCCCACCCUGCACUCAACAGCCAACCCCACCGCAGGCCAGGGCUGGAUUUGGGGGGUCCCCCAUUCCCCAGAUACAUGGGGGAGGGGCACCAAAUUCCCAUCCCCCCCAGUGCACGCUCCUGGCACCCCAUGAGCGGGGGGACCCCACUCGCUAGCACCUCCUACUGCUGCACCCAGGACACCAGGUCUCCCGGGUCAGUGUCGCUGCUCCUGGCACCAUCCUGCUCAAUAAACCCGUCUCCUGCUGUCCCAUGCCAGCGGGGGUCAUUUCAGGGGGGCCCGGGGCCCGUGCCAAGGAGCAGGCAUCCCCUGGGGGAUGGGCGAGGCCAGGGUGCAGGGGAGGAGUGGCCAGAACCCAGGCGUCCUGCUCCCUGCAGCGCAGCACCCCCAGCACCCCACUGAUCCCAGCACUGACUGCCAGGGAAGGGUCCCCCACAGCCCCCAACGCCGGCUGCCUGCUGUGCUGUCCUCUCCUAGCCCUGCUCUGCAAUCCCCCAGGGCCACCUUCCCGCAGGCCUUGUGCCCCAGCUGGGGGGGGGGAGAGAUCAGCCCCCCGGGAACCCAGGCCCCCCUCUGCUCUAAGGGCUGUGCCCCCAAACCUGUUACUGGCUCCCCAGAGGGGCCUGCAGCCCCCAACUUUCUGCUCAGCCCCACCCGGCUGGGCCCCAUCAGCCAUUAAACCAGCUCCUGUCAGCGCCCACCCGCUCUUCCCCCAGCUGCUCCCAGCUCUGGUCAUUGGCCUCCGCCAGCCAGCCGAGGUCACUCAAUCCGGGUGCACUGCAAACAGAACGGGGCACCAAUGUUGUACUUAAAGUACUGCACAGGAUCUUUUCAGGGGGAAUAAGACAAAACGCCACAUUUAUUAGUAAUACAUGUAUUCAUUAACACUGUAUUAUAUGCAUAUAAUAUAUUACACUUACACUCACACACACACACACACACACUCCGUCUUGUUGUUACCAAUUAGUUGCUCCCCUUAACUUCACUGGCCAGGUGAGUUAGAUGGGGGAGGGGGUGGAGCCGGGCUUCUGCCGAUCCGGAUCGAUGCUCCCAUGUUGACAAGACGAGACCCGGGGUCCUCUGCAAGACACCUCACUUUUAUAGCAGCUUCCCUCUCAUGCAAAUCUAGACCAGAUUCAAACUCUGUGUCUGUGUCCAUUGGUUCUUUGUGCUGCUUUCUUUUGAGUGUUGUCCCAAUGCUGCAAAGAGGGUGUUUCCAAAAGAAGGUGCUGGCUUCUAACCCCCGAGGCCGUCGGUAUGUCUGCUUGUCUUUAAUGAGCCCACUUGACACGUUUUAUUGUCCUUGGGUCUGGCUCCCAGCCCCUCUCCAACAGUUGAGGCUGUCUGGAGGUGCUGCCUUCCAUGCCUUGCUCAUCCACACCUCAUUCAUUCAACAGGGCAAUUGAUUGGGGGGGGGGGGGAGCUCUUGUUCUACUGCUAGCAAAAAGAAAUUUUUCUUCUCUCUUAUUCUAUCCUUAGGGGCUAUAAUAUUAUACCAAGGGCAAUGCAAAGUUUCUAAAUGAGGCUUUGAUACAAAGUCCCAUGAAAACAGAGGUUACACGUGGGUAGACCCACCACAAGGUUAUAUGAAGAGGCACAAUGUAAAGUUAUAUGAAAAUUAUCAGAGAUUGAUCUACAUUGUCCCCCUUUUGACCUCUCAAGAACAAUUCUUGAGUGGUCACCAUAUAAAUCUUUUGUAUUUGUUGCAAACAAACCAAACAAUUAUAACCAGGUGAAUAUAACUAAAACCAUUACAAUUGACUAAACACCAGAUAUAACAUAAACACAAAUGCAAACAAUUAUAAUUAUAAUAAUUGGAAAUACAACAAGACCAUUACCAUUACAAUAAUUGGGUACAUUGACAAACAAAAUGAGGCCAAGUUUGAUGCUGCAAUAGCCAUCAAACAAAAAAAGUCACUGAGGUCAGGACCUCCUUAAGCACACACAACAAAUAAGAUUUUGUAGGAGUAUCACAGUUGUUAUGCAAGGUUAAGCUGAUUUGGACUUAAACUAACAUUCAGUUGCUAAAAUGUUGUAGAAUUCCCUAUUUUUAACCUGUUCAUGCUCUCUGUAUGUGUGUAUAUAUAUCUCCUCAAUAUUUAUUCCACUCUGUAUGCAUCCGAAGAAGUGGGCUGUAGUCCACGAAAGCUUAUGCUCUAAUAAAUAUGUUAGUCUCUAAGGUG
Malaclemys terrapin pileata is the source of this 3444-nucleotide messenger RNA. Its product is annotated as ADP-ribosylhydrolase ARH1-like. Lineage: Eukaryota; Metazoa; Chordata; Testudines; Emydidae. The transcript is spliced from 8 exons. Bases 118 to 1416 code for a protein of 432 amino acids. The record is from RefSeq and is a predicted model, not a curated record.